This is a messenger RNA of Microdochium trichocladiopsis, 603 nucleotides long. RefSeq names its product ribosomal protein L6e-domain-containing protein. The record is from RefSeq and is a predicted model, not a curated record. Bases 1 to 603 code for a protein of 200 amino acids. Gene Ontology annotation, cellular component: cytosolic large ribosomal subunit; ribosome. The transcript is spliced from 3 exons. Lineage: Eukaryota; Fungi; Ascomycota; Sordariomycetes; Xylariales; Microdochiaceae. Gene Ontology annotation, molecular function: RNA binding; structural constituent of ribosome. Gene Ontology annotation, biological process: cytoplasmic translation; ribosomal large subunit assembly.
AUGUCGCAGCCGAGCCAACAGAAGAAGUUCGGAAAGUCGACCCGGGAGGUCCCUCACCACUCCCAGAAGGCCCAGAAGUGGUACCCUGCCGACGAUGACUCUCAGCCCAAGACCGUCCGCAAGGCCAUCCGCGCCUGGGCUCCUCGGGAGUCUCUCCAGCCCGGUACCGUCCUGAUCCUCUUGGCCGGCCGCUUCCGGGGCAAGCGCGUUGUCCUCCUGAAGAACCUCGAGCAGGGUGUUCUGCUCGUCACCGGUCCCUUCAAGAUCAACGGUGUGCCCAUCCGGAGAGUCAACGCCAGAUACGUCAUCGCCACCUCCUACAAGAUUGACGUCUCCGGCCUCGACGAGAAGAAGAUCAGCGAGAUUGCCGAGUCCAAGUACUUUGCCCGCGACAAGACCAGCGACAAGGCCACCGAGGACGCUUUCUUCAAGCAGGGCGAGAAGCCCCAGAAGAAGGAGAUCAGCAGCAGCCGCGCCGCCGACCAGAAGGCCGUCGACAAGGUUCUGAUUGCCAGCAUCAAGAAGGUCGACCUCCUCGCCAGCUACCUCUCCAGCUCCUUCAGCCUGCGCAAGGGUGACAAGCCCCACGAGAUGAAGUGGUAG